This is a messenger RNA of Aspergillus ibericus CBS 121593, 545 nucleotides long. RefSeq lists its product as uncharacterized. The transcript has 4 exons. The record is from RefSeq and is a predicted model, not a curated record. NCBI's taxonomy places the organism in Eukaryota, Fungi, Ascomycota, Eurotiomycetes, Eurotiales, Aspergillaceae. The coding region runs from base 175 to 453 and encodes 92 amino acids.
CAAGAAACGUUAUUGUCGUUUGUUCUAUUCCUGUCCUUCCUAGGUUGUCUAGGGUCCAUGGAGUUCAUGGGUCCUUCCGCGCUUAUGGUUUUCUGCUAACUUCCCUCAUUGAUCAAUCACGUCGGGCCUUGGUUCACUAGUCAGAGCUACACCCAUCCAGGGGUUUCCCCCGCCAUGAGACUGUUAAUUAUAGAUCACACUAUCAUCUCAGCGCUUGCAUCCAUCUCCUGUUCCCCUCCUCCCUCCUCCCCAUGCUGCUUGAGAUACAUAUCCCUACCCUACUCGUCCGUCCUAGUAUGCGUCUGUAUGAUACGGUAUCGUACAUGCUCCCUCCCCCUACCCAGUCGGGUGCAUACUCCCCCUCAGCCAUCAACUUCGUCACGUUUAGUGCCAUCUAUCACCCACAUUUCUAAAAUUGGAUCAUAUUUUCUUUGGCAUGUAUCACGGCCAUGAGCUACCAUACCAUGACUUGUUUCUUUGUCCCUUCUACCCUGUACUUGGUGAAAGAUAUGACGCCUUCACUACUUCAGCUGGUGGAAGCCAUG